This is a messenger RNA of Trichoderma harzianum CBS 226.95, 430 nucleotides long. RefSeq lists its product as hypothetical. Lineage: Eukaryota; Fungi; Ascomycota; Sordariomycetes; Hypocreales; Hypocreaceae. The record is from RefSeq and is a predicted model, not a curated record. The coding region runs from base 88 to 336 and encodes 82 amino acids. The transcript has a single exon.
CAGGUAGAAAAGCAACGGUCCUCAUCAGAACCAGAACCAGGGGGGUAGAUUACCCAGGCACUAUCCAUACUAAAGCAAUCAAUUGAAAUGCAACCUCCACAAACCCUCGCCUGCCCCACAGCCUUGGAUGCCUUUUUCGAGCCUCGCUUCUCCCCUUUCCCAGCAGCUUUUGGCUCACCGUCGCCGACUAAGACGGGCCUAACUCCAAACCCCCCCUCUUGCUCCGGGGCCCUACCACGAGUAGAGUUAGUGGCUCUGCUCUUUUCUUGGACCUGCGUCGUUGCCUCUCUUCGCCAACCGUCCCUUUCAGUCGAUCCGAUUCAUGGGCAAUUUUAACCUGCCACCGGCGUUAAGACUCGUGUCGUGAGCGUUGCUUUCUGGUGGCCGGCCCUCUUGCUUGCUCUUCGUACCUCGCUUGCUGCCCAUUUCU